AUGUCUGAUAAAUAUAGACCACCACCUUCAGGGCCAAGGUCUCAAAGAAAUUAUAGUUCAUCAUAUGGUUCAUCAUCAUCAUCAUAUUCAAAGGAUACAUACAAACCAAGUGGUCCAAGGCGAUAUAAUAACAACAACAACAACAACAACAAAAAUGAACGCGAUAGUUAUAGAACAGAUGUCUAUAAACCUACACCUUCACCAUCACUCGAAGAAGCAGCAGCAUCAUCAUCAUCAUCAUCAUCACCAUCAACUACUGUUAAACCAUUAUCAACUCAAUCACCCAUAAGACCAUCAGGUCCAUCAAAAUAUAGAGAACGAGAUAAUUCAGCUCCAAGUACAGAUAGAGAUAUUGGAUCGAAAAGACCCAUGAUACCUUCUGGACCAAGUAGUUUUAAGAAACAACAAAGAGAUUAUUCUUCAUCGUUUGUGGGUAGAAGGCCAGAAGGUCCAAAAGGGUUUGCACCACCCAAAGGACCAAGAGAAUUCCAAAGACCUACUUCAAGUGGUUCAAAUAGAUAUAUACCAUCAUCAUCAUCUCAAUCAAUCGAAUUACCAAAAUUAUCGCCAUCACAAAUUUAUUCUAUCAAAGUUACUAGAUCAUCUAAAAUAUUUGACAAAGUUCAACAAGUUGGAGAAGGUACUUAUGGAAAAGUAUAUAAAGCUAAAAACAAUAUAACUAAUGAUUAUGUGGCUUUAAAGAAAUUAAGAUUAGAAACAGAAAGAGAAGGAUUUCCUAUAACUUCCAUUAGAGAAAUUAAAUUAUUACAAUCCUGUGAUCAUCCUAAUAUUGUUGGAUUAUUAGAAAUGAUGGUUGAAAAUAAUCAAAUUUAUAUGGUGUUUGAUUAUUUAGAUCAUGAUUUAACUGGUUUAUUAACUCAUCCUGAUCUUAAUUUAAAAGAAUGUCAUCGAAAAUUUAUAUUUAAACAAUUAAUGGAAGGUUUAAAUUAUUUACAUAAAAAGAGAAUCAUUCAUCGUGAUAUAAAAGGAUCUAAUAUUUUAUUAGAUUCAACUGGAUACCUUAAAAUAGCUGAUUUUGGAUUGGCAAGAAGCAUGAAGAUUUUAAAUGAUGGUGAAAGUCCUGAUUAUACUAAUAGAGUUAUAACAAUUUGGUAUAGACCCCCAGAAUUAUUAUUAGGAGCUACUGAUUAUGGUACCGAAAUUGAUAUUUGGGGUGUUGGUUGUUUAUUAAUAGAAUUAUAUUCCAGAAAUGCUGCUUUUCAAGGUUAUGAUGAAGUUAGUCAAUUAUGUAAGAUUUUUAAUGUAAUGGGUACUCCAACAAAAGAAGAUUGGCCUAAUAUUCAUAAUUUACCAUGGUUUGAGAUGUUGAAACCAAAAGUUAAUGUGUCAUCCAAAUUUAAUUCCCUUUAUAAAUCAAUCAUGAGUCCUCUUGGUUUUGAUUUAGCAUCUAAAUUAUUGGCGUUAGAUCCAAUAGCUAGAUUAUCUGGUGAGGAAGCUUUAGCCCAUAGUUAUUUCAUUGAAGACCCUCAACCAGAACCAUUAACUUUCUUGAAAGAUAUCAAAGGUGAAUGGCAUGAAUUUGAAACUAAAAAGAGAAGAAGAAAGGAAAGAAAGAGAUUACAAGAUGAAGCCAAAGCUAAACAACAACAGCUUGCAAGAACAGAAAGUACUGUUGGUGAUAAUUCAAUGAAAACUGAUGUUGACAGUGUUUCAGAAACCUUGAAGAAAACUAAAACUGAAUCUGAAUUCAACAAGGAAGAUCCUAAUGAUAUACCUAAAUCUGACAUUGAUACAGGGAAGUCUGAAAUAGAUGAUGGUACCAAAUCAGAAAUGGAAGUUGAUGAUGACGAGACAGUAUAUGCCGUCAAGGAAGUUAUUGAGAUUGAUUAG
Messenger RNA from Scheffersomyces coipomensis, 1851 nucleotides. Its product is annotated as cyclin-dependent serine/threonine protein kinase. Lineage: Eukaryota; Fungi; Ascomycota; Pichiomycetes; Serinales; Debaryomycetaceae. The coding region runs from base 1 to 1851 and encodes 616 amino acids. The transcript has a single exon. Gene Ontology annotation, molecular function: ATP binding; cyclin binding; RNA polymerase II CTD heptapeptide repeat kinase activity. The record is from RefSeq and is a predicted model, not a curated record. Gene Ontology annotation, biological process: positive regulation of transcription elongation by RNA polymerase II; protein phosphorylation. Gene Ontology annotation, cellular component: nucleus; cyclin/CDK positive transcription elongation factor complex.